Messenger RNA from Neolamprologus brichardi, 5232 nucleotides. The record is from RefSeq and is a predicted model, not a curated record. Lineage: Eukaryota; Metazoa; Chordata; Actinopteri; Cichliformes; Cichlidae.
UUUUUGGUAACGAGCGGAGAGGAGAUGCACACGGCACUCGAGUGAGGGUGCAAGUUUCAGAAGAGUUGUUACACCCCCAUUUAAUUACACCAAGACUGGGGGCCAAGCAGGCAAAGAAGUGUUUGGUGACGAGAAUUGAGGGGACAAUGCGAGUCCACAUGCACACCAAGUUCUGUUUCCUGUGUGUGCUCACGUUCCUCUUCCAUCAGUGCAGCCACUGCCAUGAAGGAGGACACCACCAUCAGCACGAUGGGCAUCACCACAAUGAUCAUGACAGCGCUCACAGCGACCUGCAGAUUUCUGAGGCUCCAUACGUGAGAGGGGUCACAGAGUCCCCAGGGUCCAAGAGUGGGCACGCUGGGGAUGCUCUUGAGGAGGAACAGCGCUUCUACAUCCAGCAGCUUUUCAGGCGCUAUGGCCAGGAAGACCGGUUAGAUUUCAAGGGCUUUCAGAGUCUGUUGUUUAGCUUGGGAUUGGGAGAAGUGAAGGUUGUAGGUUUGGAUCAUGAGGAUCUGGGCCAUGACCAUGUAGCCCACCUCGAGGUGUUGGAUAUGCUGCACGGACAUUCAUCCACUAACGCUGGUCACAGCCACGGCCAGGGCCAGGGCCACCGGCACAGUCACACCACACAGAUGCGUCCACACCAAAAACAAGACUCUCAGCAUCCACACACAGAAGGAGCUCCCACUCGGUGCAGCCAAACCACUGCUGGACCAACAGAGCAUGAACAUGAUCACGAACACGAUCACGAUCAUGAUCACGAUCAUGAACAUGACCAUGAUCACAAUCACGAUCACAAUCACACCAAGGUAGAGGAGAAUGACCAUCAACAUGACACACACGACUUUGGCGACCACAACAAUCACAAUCACACACAUGAUGAAGAGCACAAACACCAGCAGGUUAACCACAGGGACCUGUCUUCUCAGCCUCACCCUGAUCACGACCACAGCAACCACAGUGAUCAUGAACAUGACUACAAUCAUAUUCAUGAAGUGCACACAGACAUAGGCGGCACUCACCUCGACCAGGAAACGCUGGAGCCAUCUCAGGUGCCCCAGAGGCUGCAGCCCACCCCGACAGAAAACCGACCCAAGAAACCCCGGAAACCGGGAAGAGUCAGGGGACAGCGAGGGCGAGACAAAACCACAUCUUCUCACACACCUGCAUCUGAUGACCACGACCACGACAACACUCAUGACCAUAACCACACACAUGGUCACAGCCACUCUCAUAAAGAUAAGAGAGAGGCACCGGGGGCACUUCCCGUGCCCACUCUGCCGGUCUUCAUGCCAGCUGGUCAUCCAGGUGGAUUAACCCAUCAGCAUGAGGAGUGUUUGAACCUCACUCAGCUCCUCACUUACUACGGCCUCAAUCCCGACUCGCUCAUCUCCCCCCGCCAGUUUGCGUAUCUGUGUCCUGCCUUGCUCUACCAAAUAGACAGGCGGGUCUGCAUCCUCCAUUAUGAGCAGAUGGAUGUGGAGCAGGAAGCCUUUGAGCCUGCCAGUUCUGUCAUCUGUUGCUCCUCUUCCUGUCUUCAGUCUCAAGGGCAGCACGAUCACAGCAAACAUGGGGCCGACGAGGAAGAAGAUAUGGCAACAGCUUUUGAUGGAGUGUGGAAGGGGCUUACAGCCUUGGCCGGCAUCUACCUCCUCUUCAUCAUCGAACACUGUAUUGGCAUGUUUAAGCACUACAAAGACCAGAGGGGCAUGAAGAAGGUGAAUGAGGAGGGCAAGAUUGGCAGGAAGUUGUCAGAUCAUAAGUUAAAUCGGCGCUCGGAUGCAGAGUGGCUCCACCUUAAGCCGCUCAAUGAAGACCCCGACAGCACAGCUGUCUCCUGCGACAACAGCCACAACGACACGCAGCUCACCGAGCUCCAGACGCCCGACUCUCCCACCAACAAGACGCCGCUGGCACCCGCAAACCUCGGUCAGUCCCCCGCCAAGGAGAAUGGACGUAAAACCAAGAAGCACUCGCACGGACACGGUCACUCUCAUGGAGGAAACUGCCACUCGGAUCAGGAGAUGAAGGACGCUGGGAUAGCCAGCAUUGCCUGGAUGGUCAUCAUGGGAGACGGCAUGCACAAUUUCAGCGAUGGCCUCGCCAUAGGCGCUGCGUUCAGUGCAAACCUGACAGGUGGCAUCAGCACAUCAGUGGCUGUUUUCUGCCACGAAUUACCUCAUGAACUCGGUGACUUUGCGGUGCUGCUGAAAGCCGGGAUGUCGGUGAAGCAGGCUAUUGUCUACAAUCUGCUGUCAGCCCUCAUGGCCUACGUUGGCAUGCUGAUUGGCACUGCGGUGGGCCAGUACACGCACAAUGUCACCAACUGGAUCUUCGCCAUCACAGCUGGCAUGUUCCUUUAUGUGGCUCUGGUGGAUAUGCUGCCAGAAAUGCUUCACGGGGACAGUGAGGAGCACAAGCGGUGCCAGCUGGGACACUUUAUCCUGCAGAACCUGGGCAUGCUGACUGGGUUCGCCAUCAUGCUGCUCAUCGCCAUCUUCGAAGACCGCAUUGUUUUCGAUUUUGGCUUCUAGUGGAGGACAGAGGAAGCAGAAGGAGGGGAGAGCUGGAUGUAUCAGUGUUGUUCUUGGCCUUAACUUGCUCUGUUUGCAAUGUAACGGCCCGGUCUUGCAUGCAACGUGUCUCGUUCAUGGCCUGUGCCUCCAUUCCAAACAUGCUGCGGUAGCUUAUGCAUAUCUCAUGACUCUGGUAGUGUUGUUCAUACUCUGCUCCUCCAUCACUUCUCCUCCGUCAGUUCCAAUCUGUCUGCUCCCUGUGAAACAUAAAGAGGCAGAGUGACGGAGGAGCAAAGUUAUGCCCCAACCAGGAUACACCUCUGUUCUGAACGUUUAAAAGAAUAAAAUAAUGUAGAUAGUGAGGUGGUGCAGGGCGUGUGUUCAUACAGAGAGGCAGCUGUCACGGCUCAGCAGCUCGCCGCCUAUCCAUCAUCACCUGUUGUUAGUGUGUUGUCGUCGUACACCUCCCCGUGUCCUCGUCUCUCAUCCCCUCUGUGCUGUGUCCUGUCAGCUGUGCCGCGUACAUCUGUGGUGUGUGUUUCACCUGCCAUCCAUCGUCGCCGUCUUAUGUGAUCACGUCGUGUAUCAAACGCCGUCGUGCCAAGCCCCGGCCACUGGAGCAGCUCCACAGCUGCAUCGCACAGUGCCCUUAAAGCGACGCUGGCUGCUACAUGUGGAAUAAACUAUUUUAGCUGGUGUUGCUUCACCUGCAAAACACGCUGACAGUUUUAAGCUGCAGUAUCAAAACAGAAAAGAAUUUAGCUGUUUGUGUGUGGGAGAUUGUCUUAAUUACUCAGUUUUUAUUUUAUUUUUGCUGCCAUUAACUUUAGUUUUGCCCUUAGAAUUACGUUUUACCGCCUAAUUUUUUUAAGACUACUAAACCUUUGUAGUUUGUAGUAGCCCUUUUCAGACAUGGGAUAGGUAACAAGUGACAGUAUUCUGUAAUUCAAACAUAGGUUUCUUCUUCUUCAGUGCUUUGAAUAGUUCUGUUAUAAUUGAGACAAAAACUGUUUUUAGAGAUUUUUAAUGUUUUUUACUGCUGCUGGCAUCAGACCGCCAACCCAAAGGUUUCUUAGUGGGAGUAGAUGCAAAUACACGCAAAGCCAAUGUGACUAAAGUCAUCAAAAUAUGUCUGUAUGGAGCGCAUCUAAAAACUAAAUUGGGAACAUUCAGAUCCAGUAAAUGAAAGUUGUUGUUUUUUUAAAGCGUGUCUGAAAAGGGUUACUGACAGCUGCUGCUAACAGCUGCCAAAGCCUUUACACACUAGCAUUUACAGUAAUCAGUGUUUUCUUUUUGUCUACUUUGGGAACCAAAUGCUGCAAACGUCCAGCCAACUUUGUUCUGUAAGGGUCUAACUAUCUUCAGCUAAAUGAGAACGUUUCUUACUUAGGCCUCUUUGAGAGUCACCGACUUCAAAAUGUGAAUUAAACUUAUUUUUAUCUUCAUAACAAGUGUUGUAGUUUACUCGAUUUUUGUUUAGGGUGCCUCUUUGAGUUCCUGAAAGGUACUUUGUCCCAUUGGACCAAACUGUGGUCUGUAGUUAUGGUAGGAGGUUCAGUUGUCUCAUCUUCACUGAUGAGACUUACAUCUGUGGAUGUACUGUAAAUACAUGAGGUCUGUCUAGCGUCAGUUGUUGUGCAGCUAAAAGUUGAAGCUAAAAAUUCUUCCUGCUAAAAGUGUUUGUUGAAGAAUGAAUUCCCGACAAUCUGUGACAGAUGACGCAAAGAGCAGUACACUCCAGUGCUUCUAAACGUCCCAGCACUUCUAGUAAUCGAUUAACCAGGUUAUCGAUCCAAAGCACAAAGGUUAUUUAAUGGGAGUAUUUUUCCAACCAUGUGUAGUCACUGUGCUGGCUGUGCCCAAACUGGCCACAGUGUGGAUUUUCAGCAGCUGGUGCUUGACGCCACCCAUCAUCCCGCCCACCCCGACAUUCCAUUGGCUGCUCUGUGGCUCACAUGCUAAAGCUACCAAUCCUAGCUUCAGCUGCUGGAGCACGCAGACUUCAGUUAUCCUGUCACUGUGUGACAUCCAUCGUCUGUCUUAACUGGCUGUAAAUCGUCGUGAGUCUCACUGAUCUGACUGAAUCAUGCAUGAAGCAUGAGUGAAGCGGUACAGACGUGUUGGGUGUUUUAUUCUUUGUACUGCAAGAGUAAAAACGGUGAAAACUUUUUGUUCCUUUUUAAAUGAACUGUGUGAAGAUCAUGGGAGGUUGUCCAGGGUGUAUUGUGACGGUGUUACAAGCCUUUUUUAAAAAAGUUUUUAUUAUUUUGAAGCAGAUUAUGUUGCGACCAAAGUCGUCUUAUUAUCUGCACGGUUAUUCUUUGUAUAAGUGUUUUAUUAUUUCAUCUUAUGUUCACAUGGAAUUUUAGUGCAAUGGGACCUGAAUGUAUUUUAAUUCAGAAUCAAAUGAAGCUUAUUAUUUCCCCCUUUUUAAAAUAUAAGUUUACAUCUAUUUGAUUGUUUUUCUCCAAUAUUGACUGUUUUAUUUUUCUUUUUUUAAAUAAUUUAAACCUUUACCGCCCUGUUGAGUGCUCAGUAAGACUUUGUGACACAUCGCCCAAAGUUUCCUCACUGUUUCUCAGGCAAAAAGACCAUGAUCAUAUUUGCUUUGCUCUGUGUAUAUUUGUUUAGUGACCUGGAUAUAAAAUGCAAAAUGUGAUAUCCUUGCUUUUUGCCUGUCUGUACAUUCUCCCCUACGGAAGGAAAAUAAACUCUG